AUGGGUGAAAAGAGAAAGUCAGAAGCUUUCACAGCGGCAUCUAACCAUUGGGUCAAACGCUUCAAAAAUGAGGCGGCCCAUGCUGAGAGAGAUAUCACCACAGGAAGUAGCAUCAGGCGAGAUGAAGUUGCUCCAAAACCUACCAAUAACAUCCCUUCUCAGAUUAAGCUUUUGUAUAACCCCAGUUAUCCCCAGGAGGACCUUCCCAAAGUGAACCAGGAUACAGUUAGAGUUGCCGAUUUAAUUGGAUCAGCGGAUAUAACAGAAACGUUUCAAUUCAACUUCUGCGUUGAUCUCCCGUUCUUUCUAUCGUUCUUGCACCCGAGCUUCAAAACUGAAAAGAAGAAAAUAGUCUUUAUCACCGGGAACAAAUUGUUGGAUCCCAGUAACGAGGAGGCGAAUUCAAUAAAGACAAACUAUAAUAUACUGGAAGUCCAUGCGACCUUACCAAACAGGUUUGGAACCCAUCAUACUAAGAUGAUGAUUAAUUUUUACAAGGACAACUCAGUGGAGGUGGUCAUUAUGUCUUGUAACUUGACAAGGCUCGAUUUUGGUGGUUUGACACAAAUGAUAUGGCGAUCAGGACGAUUACUCACGGGGGAAACUACAAGGACCAGAAGCUCAAGGUUUAAAAUGGAUCUAAUUGCAUAUUUGCGCACGUAUUCAAAGCCACAGGUAGACAGCCUUGCUAGGUCAUUGGAACUGUACAGUUUUCUGGGAAUCGAUGUUGAGUUGAUUGCAUCAUCACCUGGUCGUUACAACUUGAACCAGGACUGUUCUCACUAUGGAUAUGGAAGUCUAUUCGAUGCAUUGAAACGGAACAAUCUAUUGAUAGAUAAUAAGGAUAAGGUUCGCCAUUAUAACGUUUUGGCGCAGACUUCGGCAAUUUCAUAUCCUUUUGCCGUUGAAAAAUGGGCUACAGCUGGAGUUUUUACUCAUUUGCUUUGUCCAAUGCUCUUCUCAAAGGACGAAGAGUUCAAAUUAUUAGCACCAGGAAAGGAGAGUUUGCGCAAUCAUCAAUCGAAUCAUAAUUACACACCCUCUAUUGUUUUUCCGACGGUUGGUGAUGUGGCUGCCAGUAAUGUUGGCUUCAUGGCCGGCCAGGCCAUCCAUUUGGACUAUUCUCGGUCGUUUGUUCAUAAGAAUUAUUACGAGCAAGCGAUUAAGCCAUAUUUGAGAAAAUGGAAUUCGGGCGAGGGUAAUCUACUUACAGGGAGGGAGCGUGUUAUGCCACACGUGAAACUAUACAUGUGCGAUAAUGGUGAUGAAUGGGGGUCUCUAAAAUGGUGCUAUAUGGGAAGUCAUAAUCUAUCCAAACAAGCUUGGGGUAGCAGAAAAGGUAACAAAUUUGUAGACGAUGACCCUAGUCAGUAUGAGGUGAGUAGUUACGAGCUAGGUGUCCUCGUUGUGCCAAAAACAGGAACAACAAUGAAAGCAAGCUAUCUCAAGGACAAGGGUUCCGAAGAUGCAGUAUCAUAUGUUCGAAUGCCAUUCAAACUUGCACCUACUGCAUAUUCCAAAGACGAAAAGCCUUGGAGUGGACAUGUUUCGUACGGAAAAUUGCGUGAUACCAAGGGCAAUACGUAUAAUUUACCGAGUUGA
This is a messenger RNA of Lodderomyces margitis, 1602 nucleotides long. RefSeq lists its product as uncharacterized. Gene Ontology annotation, cellular component: nucleus. Lineage: Eukaryota; Fungi; Ascomycota; Pichiomycetes; Serinales; Debaryomycetaceae. Gene Ontology annotation, molecular function: 3'-tyrosyl-DNA phosphodiesterase activity; double-stranded DNA binding; single-stranded DNA binding. Gene Ontology annotation, biological process: single strand break repair; double-strand break repair. Bases 1 to 1602 code for a protein of 533 amino acids. The transcript has a single exon. The record is from RefSeq and is a predicted model, not a curated record.